This is a messenger RNA of Ruditapes philippinarum (Manila clam), 1769 nucleotides long. RefSeq lists its product as uncharacterized. The transcript is spliced from 12 exons. The annotation marks the transcript as partial. The record is from RefSeq and is a predicted model, not a curated record. NCBI's taxonomy places the organism in Eukaryota, Metazoa, Mollusca, Bivalvia, Venerida, Veneridae.
UAUUUUUUAGGUUUCACACAGAAUGGUAUAUUUAUUAUUGUCAUGCCCAGGCGGAUGUCCAAAUGGUAGUCACUUUCAUGACAGACAAGCAAGUAAUCCUUGCGAUGCAACUAAACAGGAAUUUGAAAUAAGAUGGAAUAUUACAGCUGAAGAUACUGAAAUUGAAUUUGUGUAUGAAAACGGUACGCUUAACAGAACGUUUAUAGUCCCAGGCGUACAACUUGACUUUGAUGUUAUGAUUAUGGCGGCAUUUUUAGGCAGUGCGAACUUUACAGUUGACUUGCCGGAGAAAGACUGUGACAAAAUAAUAAGUGAUGAUGCUGAUAAUUAUGGCAUAGAAUUUAUAGUACCAACUUCUACAAGCACAAGCACAAAAAUAUUUCUAACAAACGCUAGCCCUACUAUAAAAGUUCAUGUUAAAGUUUAUGACAGUGAUGGGACCCUAAAAGAAGAACAUGUUGUUUCUACUUCAAGUACAUCGAUGAUUACGACCGCUCCAAGUAAAGUAUUAUUCAUUAGAGCAACAGCUGAAAUUUCAGUUUACGCUGUACAUUUAGAUGCUUCAAACGUUAAUGUUUAUGGUUAUUCUGUUAUCCCUGUAGAUGUCCUUGGUCCUAACUACCACGUGUUUCCCGACAGUUCUAAUGAGGAGUGUACGUCCUAUUCAUUCGCAGAAUAUUCUUCACAUAAGACUGUUAUAGAGACAAAACCUUAUAAAGCAGAUCAAUACCUGUUCCAAGAAGGUCGUCCACGUGCUGUGUUUUGCAGUACAAGCAAUUAUUUGGUUCAAAUUCCACCUCGCGAGAGUUUGGGAACUCAGCAUUUCAUUCCGUCAUUAGACAUUGUAACAAAUGAAGAGGCAGAGAUCCGUCUAGUCGCCAGUGAGGACAGUACAGUUGUAACAAUACGCGGGAAUUAUGAUAAUCUAGACACAAUCGACCUUAACGGAGAUGGUUAUACACGGGAAGUCGUUCCAAAUAUGGUGUACAACAUUUCAUCAACGAAACCUAUUUUAGUGCUUCUCCAGAUAAAAGCUACCACUAAUGUUUGGACGUCUGUAAUUGCUAUCCCUCCAGUGAGACAAUAUAAAACACAGCACCAUUUUCAUAACUUCAAUGAUGAUCCGAUGAUCUUAUUAGAAAAAAGGACAAGAUAUGCGACUGAUGAAAAUGGAAAUGUCGGCUCUCAGCCAAGCAUUGGUAUUCAAGCCUUUAAUAAUCCAGAAACCUAUCUAAAUAAAACGUUUGUCCUUGACAUAUUACAAUUGGAAUCUUCAGUCAAACUUUUAGUUCCAGGAAAUGUGAUGUACACUAGUAAGAAGGUGUGCACGAUAACUAAAGGUGUGCCAGGUGACAACAUUGACAACGAUUGUGACGGUCUUGUGGACGAGGAACAGUGUACGGUCGAUAUUAUACCUGGUGAAAUAGACGCUGACAUAGAUGGCGCUCUGAAUGAAGACUGUGCAAGUGGGACAACUCCAAAGCCUGUGACGUCAUUUAAACUUCCACUACGUGAGGAAACAAUCGAUUGUCCUACUACUAGUUCUACUACUGAGGAACCCACAAAUACCGAAGGAAAUGCUGCAGAUAAUAGGCCUAGAAUUGUUAUAGACAAUGGUGUUUCACAUGAUAUUAAUCCGCCGACAUCUUUCCCGCAAAAAGCCAUCCAGUAUGGCGAAGGACCUUCUUACACACCGUUAGCAAGUUCUGGAGGAGGCAUCGACAUUUUUGGUUCACCCUCAACUACGCCAAGCCCAGGAUCAACUGCAG